Molecule: messenger RNA, 665 nt
Organism: Amoebophrya sp. A120
Lineage: Eukaryota; Dinophyceae; Syndiniales; Amoebophryaceae
Source: the annotation of a GenBank genome assembly
GGGCGCGCUCGGGCCCCUUUGCGGAACCGCGCGGGCCUCCGCGCCCGCCGUCGAUCGAUGAUCGACCGAAGAGUGUAGCAGCGACGCAACCGAAGGAACAGAACCAGAAGAGUCUUCGAGGAUCAAUCCAGGGAGCGCCGUUCGCUACAGCAAGCAUAUGGGUUGCGCAGCCGCCGACUCUGCUCCAGCUUGCAGAGAGAGCUGCCGCGCCCAUCUAUCUCACUCUGGGUCUAUCAGUCUACCUUGGCAGAGGCUCGCCGGCUCGUCUUUCGACCCGCCUCCCUGCGCCCGCUCGCGCUUCCCUCCUGGAAGUGUUCACCGCGGCGCCCGUCUGGGCCGGCCGGCCCCCGCCCUAUCUUUCGAACCCGCCCGGCCUGGCGUGGCCCGUCGCUUAGAAAGAUUGCGGCCGGCCAUUGUUCGUUGCUUGGCCUGGUGGGGCCCGGCCGGGCCCCAAAGAAAUUUUCUGGCGUCCGUGCCGCGCCCGCCGCGAAGGGCGGUCGUGUUGGUAUUCAAUCGCCCGGGCCCGUUCAAAGUGCGUGAGCGUGCCGCACGGGGGGACAAGGUGGUGUUCCUUCGUCCGCAGUAAACGGGCGGCCAGCGCGCCAUGGCCCACCGGCGCAGCUGCGGUCACUUGUAAGUACGAUGGUAAGUAGUAGCUUUCGCAU